Molecule: messenger RNA, 3960 nt
Organism: Bacillus rossius redtenbacheri
Lineage: Eukaryota; Metazoa; Arthropoda; Insecta; Phasmatodea; Bacillidae
Exons: 11
Coding region: 449-3481 (1010 amino acids)
Source: RefSeq, a predicted model, not a curated record
AGUCCAAUUUAAUAUAUCCUUCCUGACAAUAAAUUAAUUACAUUUAAGUAUUUAAAACUUAAAGUAUAAUUAUAUAUAAUUUUGGUAAGGUAUUGUAUUGAUUUUACGUGAUGUUUUCCCUAUAACAAAAUGGCGUUUCCUAUAGUUUCUGUUAAAUGUGUACAUCGAUGUAUUUAGGUUUAAAAAUAUGAAUUAAAAUCUAACGCCGUAUUUUAUAGUGACCUGAUCAUUAUUCUGUCUAAUUUUUUCUUGCAGUAAUUGUGGUGUUUAAAUCAUUUUCAUUAGAUUUGGUGCGAGGUAUGUUUUUGGGUAUAUAACCUCCGGGAAAGUGUGAGCAUUUUUCUUAUUUUAAAGUUUGUGUUAAUACAUUAUCACCUAUAUUUUUUUUGCAUCUUUACUUUUUUGAUGCAGUGGAACUUGAUGUGCUUCCAUUCAGAACUUCAGUACAAUGGAAAACCAUGCAAACCAUCAGCAAACUAAACGAUCAAUUGAUGAGAUUAUCGAGCACAUGACUGCUGAUAUUCAGAAUAAUGACGGGCAAUACGUUCCGCUUGGAUUUACCCCUCCAGCAACUCCAGCUGGCGUAGCAGGGCAUUGGUCGGAAUACACGACUUCGGCUGCUGUUAGCCAUUCAUACAGGCCUCUCUCUCUUCCUGCACUGGGCAACACGGGAGAGAAUCAAGUGUUUAUCCAGGAUUUCCCCAUCCAUUACGACUUCAGCUCUUCUCCACAUGUAACCAAACAAGGCGAAGGUACACACCACAACUACUUCUAUCCCACACCGCAGCAACCAAUUAAUAUGCCAGAAAAUAGAGAAAUGAUCGGCACUGUUGUUGAUGGUGAAGGAAAUAUAGUGAAUGUAGUGUAUGGCAACAGAACUCAUGCUGCGAACAGUGGUGGAAUGAUGUCACAGUCAUACGCGGCACAGGAUGUGCAAGAGAAUGUGCAGCACCACGUGGGCAGUUUCAUGUCGUAUCAUCAACCAGGCAUGUUUGAAUCAAAUGCAAUGGGAAAUGUCAGGGAUUAUGGUUUAUUUGGCAAUAGCGAUGCUCAGCAGCAACCACCACCUCGGCAGCUGGCUCCUCAAAUGCAUCAUCAAGAUCCAGUAUCUACGAACAGCCAUAGCCGUGCUCAGCUGAUUGAGAACUUGGUCGGCAAUUGGGUGCCGAAUCAGAGUGGUACUUACAGCCCUUUUGGGUGUAUGGAUAACAUGAUGCGACAGGCUCCUUCCACCAACCAACAAGGCAUCCAGACCGUGCCCAUCUCUCCGGAAGCUAUGAAUGACCACAAAGGAGUAGGUCGUGGGAUUGUGAGAAAAGCUAGAAUAGUUGCAGAAGUUCGUCCGAUGCGUAUGUCGUACUCGGAUGUUCUUACCAAAUCUGUACCGCAGCCUCCUGUCUCUGGAAUUGCGGCAAAGUCUAAUACGAGUGCCCAGAACUCCGGGAGCAAAUCUGAUGGUGGUGGUAAAGUAAAAUCUAGUUCGGGCUCAAAGCCUACCGGUGGGAAAAAAAAGAAUACAGUUCUCAAGCGUCAGCACUCCUCUGGUAGUGAUGAACAAAAUGGAAGCACUGGCCAGUCCAAAGUCAUCCAAAGCCCUGGUACAACCAGAAAGUCUGGGAACGGUGGUGUGAAGAAUUCUUUCAGUUCUUCUAUGCCUAGAAAGUGGGUGUCGCUUGAUGAUUUAGACAGCGACAAACAGAACGUGAAGCUGGAGGAAGGGGAUUUCCAUGCAAGAGAAAAUAUACAGAAAGAAACAAACAGUUCUUCCAAGACUGCUGGUUCAGAUGGAAUCAGCAAGAAAACAGGAGGGACGUCUACUUCAAAGAGCAAGCAAGAUGACAAAUGGUACAGCGUGGGGCCAAGCACCCUGAACAACCACAAGCCGACUGCAUACAGCGGCGGUGGGAAGGGGCCCGGGCUGGGGGGCAGCACUGCCAAGCGCCCGCCGAUCCACAUCAACAACCUAGGGACAGCGCCUUGGGCCACCAGCGGCGCCACCAGCCAAGGAGGGGCCAGCGUCUACAGUGAGAAGAAUGUCGCCAAAGGAGCAGGCGGCAGCUCCAAGAACUGCAAAUCCUCACCAGAUGAGAAAAAAGGGAACUCCGCAAGCCAGUCAGCUGCGGGCUCGAAGGCAGACGCGAAGGCAGGGGCAGCGGGAGGGGGCCAGGGCCGGAGCGGUCCCGCCAAGAACGGCUCCGGAGCGCCCAGCCAGGGCCCGGCAUUGUCGGAGAAACCAAGUCAGGGCAAACGGGGCCAGAGGAGCAAGAAGAAGGAAUAUCAGUCGCCGAUCGCACUGAUGUGUCAGCCUUUCAGGCAGCACGUUGCUCGCUGGGGGCGCGUUGCCCUCCGGGUGAUGCUCUGGUUUCUGCACCUGCUCUCUGACGUCCUGGGGAUGAGCGUCCGCCUCUCGGUGCACCUCGGUGGUUUUAUCUAUAAUUGGUUGUAUAUGUGGUUCCUCCAUCGUUGGAGGAAACUGGGCAACGUUUUGGUGAAGAUCAGACUGUUCAAGUGGCUCGGCUUCCACUCGGGGGCAGACACUGACACAAUUCGCUGGUGGCAGUUCUGGCGGCGGCGGUCUGCAAAAAGUAAAGGAAAAGUUCCACCCACAGAAGAGGAGGAUACUUCUGGUAGAUUUAAAGAUGGCUUCCCUCCAGGUCUUGAGAACAACAUUUCGCUACCAUCUACUGGAGAAGAGGCAAUGAAGAGACUUCUGGCUUGCAAAGGGAAAGAUCCAUAUAGUAUUCUGGGAGUGACGCCCUUCUGUACCGAUGACGACAUCAAGAAGUACUACAAGCGCCAAGCAUUUCUGGUUCAUCCCGACAAGAACAACCAACCAGGAGCUGAAGAAGCAUUCAAGAUUUUGGUGCAUGCAUUUGAGCUGAUUGGUGAACCAGAGAGAAGGAAAGCGUACGACAGACGAGUUGCCGAAACGCAGCAGGUUGAGCAGGCCUGGAGUGAGUUGAGUGAUCUGCUGUCUCAGCUUCAUCAGAAGAUGGAGUAUGCUGCUAACACCAUACGGUGCACGAACUGUGGCAAGCGCCAUCGCCGUGUCAGUGUGGACCGCCCGUGCUACGCUGCUCGAGAAUGUGCGCAGUGCAAGAUAAGGCAUGCUGCAAGAGAGGGCGACAUCUGGGCGGAGAGCUCGAUGCUGGGCUUCCUGUGGCACUACUACGCCUGCAUGGACGGGGCCGUGUACGACAUCACGGAGUGGGCGGCCUGCCAGGCAGACAACCUGCGCCACCUGCGGGCCAACACGCACAACGUGCAGUACCGCAUCGUGCUGGGCAAGCAGCAGGCCCAGGCGCCGUCGCACCACUCGGGCCGCCACCGCCACCGCGCCGCCCACGACACCAGCAGCGAACCGGACCUGGAGGACUUCCUGAACAACCUGUACAGCCAGCCCGGGGGCGCCGCCAGCGAGAGCACCGCCAGCCACGCCUUCCAGAGCCGCUGCCGCAAAAAGGGCAAGCGGAAGAAGUGAUGGAACUAGCGUGUGUUUGGCACCGUACAUGUAACAAGUACUUUACUGCUGCAAGGCUCCACAAUUAUCCUACAGUUUUUAGCUUUGCAAAUGAUGAAACUAGUGUCAGUUGCAUUCAGGUGAACCCAUAUUUCACAGCAUGGAAAAAAACGUAGCUCUGUACCAUUCAAAAUUAAUUGCAUCCAUUUUAAUUGAGCAGUAAAGUGCCUAAAAGUUUGGUUUUCAUGUCAGCUGUUGUGACUAGCUUAUAAGAUCUCGUGCGUAAACUUUUUUUUUGUUACUGAUAUUAUUUCAAGUGAUGAUGCAGGAAUGCUGAUUUUGUGUGCAUUUUUUUUUAUAACAUGAUUAAGUGGUUUUAAAAAUGAUUUUCUGCUUUUUCCAUAGUUAAAUGUAGUGUCAAUGAAUUUUCUAUUAAUCAUUUGUAACAUUUCAUGUUUUAAGGAUGUGUACGAAUACUUAAAUAUAGUGAUGAAGCAUAA